Messenger RNA from Eimeria necatrix, 711 nucleotides. RefSeq lists its product as hypothetical. NCBI's taxonomy places the organism in Eukaryota, Apicomplexa, Conoidasida, Eucoccidiorida, Eimeriidae. The coding region runs from base 1 to 711 and encodes 236 amino acids. The transcript has a single exon. The record is from RefSeq and is a predicted model, not a curated record.
AUGGCUCCAACCUUCGCUGGCUACGCUGCGGACGCAGCAGCAGAGCAGGGGGCUGCUGGUGCAGCAGCAGCAGCAGGCGAGGCGGCGCAGCUGCUGGCUGAGGAAGCCACCAUGGUCUCCUCCGUGGACACUGCAGCAGCAGCAGCAGCAGCAGAAGCAGAAGCAGCAGCAGCACCUCGCCGCAGCCGCACUCUUGCUGCAGGCCUGGGGUUUGCUGCUGUUGCAGCUCUGGCUCUUGCACUCCUGGGGGGCCUCCUCUCCACCAACAUGCUGCGUCUCCGGGCCAAGCCGGAGGCUCUGGGGACCCUCGAGGGGGACUCCCCUGUGGGCCCCUCCAUGGGGGCCCCCCUGGGGGCCCCCACGGACCCCGCGGGGCUCCCCUUGGGGGGCCCCAUCCCCCCCACGGGGGUCCCCCUGGGGGCCCCCACGGCAGUCCCGCCCCCCGCAGGGGCCCCCCUCGCAGGGGCCCCCACAGCGGCCCCCAAGGGGGGCCCCCAGGGGGCCCCCGAGGCGCCGCCGAUGCAGGGGGCCCCCCUAGGGGCCCCCGUGGGGGCCCCCGCAGCAGCAGCCGGGAAGCUGGGAGUGCCCCAGGGGCCCCCGCGGCCGCGGACUCCGCCGCCAGUGACGAACUUGCCUCCGAGAAUGCCAGGAGAUCCUUUUGAUGAAGUGGAUGCUGCUGGCGGAGGCAGCAGCAAAGCUGGCAGCAAGUAG